Messenger RNA from Lycium ferocissimum, 2077 nucleotides. RefSeq names its product zinc finger protein CONSTANS-LIKE 10-like. The transcript has 5 exons. The record is from RefSeq and is a predicted model, not a curated record. Lineage: Eukaryota; Viridiplantae; Streptophyta; Magnoliopsida; Solanales; Solanaceae. Bases 356 to 1780 code for a protein of 474 amino acids. Gene Ontology annotation, molecular function: protein binding; zinc ion binding.
UAUUAUCAGAACUCAACUAUUCAACAGCAUACAAUCCUAAAAGAACCAAUCCUUACCCUCAAACAGUAGACAAACACAAAGAGUCAGAGAUACUGAAAAAGGUUGAUCUUUCUAGUUCAGAGUUUUUUCUGUUGUACGGUCUGAAAGUUGCACACAAUAAAAAGGGGUUUGUCUGUAAUCUUUUUUGGUCAGCUUCACAGUUAUAUUAUCAGAUUCUAUUCCGUUGUACAGCGGAAGCACAAAUCAUUUGCUUAAAUUCUAUAUGUACUCAAAUAGGAAGCAACUUCUAUUGCUUAAAUUCUAAGGGAAGUGAUUAGUGAAGUACUAAGAAAAGUUGCCAGUCUGAGGAGAAGUGAUGGGUCAUAUAUGUGAAUUCUGUGGGGAGCAGCGGUCAAUUGUAUAUUGUCGGUCAGAUGCAGCUUGCUUAUGUUUAUCAUGCGAUCGCAAUGUGCAUUCCGCGAAUGCCCUUUCACAGCGCCAUUCGAGGACACUUUUAUGUGAAAGAUGUAAUUCACAACCAGCUGUUGUUAGACGUGUUGAGGAGAAGAUUUCUCUUUGCAAGAACUGUGAUUCGAUUAGUCAUGCUGGUUCUGAUAAGAGACAAGCACUUAGUUGUUAUACUGGAUGCCCUUCCGCUGCAGAACUUUCUACUAUCUGGUCAUUUCUCUUAGAUAAUCCUUCAACUGGUGAUUCAACUUGUGAGAAGGGAAUCGGUUCAAUGAGCAUCACUGACAACCGACCUAUGGAUGGUCAAGCUCCUCAAGGAAAGUUCAACUCUCAAGAUACAUCUGCCACAGUUCAAGUGAGUGAAAUGCAUAUUAACGACAAAUCAAAUGUUUUGAUGCGAUCCUCUAUGCCUACUCUUGGCAACAAGCUAAACAAGGUGGAGCAAAUUGCUGGAUCUGUGAAUUACCCCUUAUCAAAGGGCUGCUAUUCUGGAGUAAAAGGCUCAACUAUAUAUGAGGAUGAUCCUUUCGCUCAAGAUUUCAAUAUGGAUGAAGUGGACUUGAGUUUUGAAAAUUAUGAAGAGCUAUUCAGUGGUUCUCUCGAUAAUACAAAUCAGCUAUUCGAGAAUAACGACAUUGAUGGAUUAUUUGGGACGAAAGAUAUGUCAGUUUCUAAAGAUAUGUCAGUUUCUGAUUCCAGCUGCCAGGAUGUCAAUGCUGUCGAGGGGUCGUCGAUGCGAAGGGUAAUGGCAAUGCAGCCAGCAUGUAGCAAUGCAGAGUCCGCAGACUCCCUGAUGAGCUGCAAAACAGAACCUGCUAAUUAUUUUGGAAGGCAAGCGUCUAUCCUCUCAUUUUCUAACCUCGGGGGAGAAAGCAAUGCUGGGGAUUACCAAGAAUGUGGAGCCUCCACAAUGCUACUUAUGGGAGAACCACCAUGGUCCCAUCCGUAUCCUGAAAGUUCAUUUGCGUCAAGUAGCAGAAGCAAUGCUGUAUUGCGCUACAAGGAAAAGAAGAAAACCCGCAAGUGGACCUGGAAAGAAGGAUUCUCCGCUGCUUCACCAAAAACCGACUUAUCACCCAGAAAAAAGGAAAGUCAACAUGCAAACCUUUUGUUAAGCAAGUGUGCUGCAGAGAAUGGGACUUGGCCAUUUCUAGAGGUACAUGAUCAGCUUCAUUCAAGAAAGGAGUCAAGAUUUGCAAUCUCGACUGUAAUUAUUUUGUUCAUCGACUACACCACGUUUGCUUAUGUUGUUAUCACUCUAACUAGGUGGAGUUUACCGAUUUUGAGUCCCAAAAUAAUUCAACCGUACGUCCUUUCAUGUCUGAAGGACUGAGAGUUCCUUGGCAAUUAUGUUUUGCAAUGUAUAAUAUGUUACCUGAAACGCCCUCUCUACCCCUCAAAGCUAGUGGUAAGGUCUGUGUACAUCCUACCCUUCCCAGACCCUACUUGUUGGAUUACACUGGGUAUGUUGUUGUUGUUGUCAUGUGUAAUAUAUGUAGAAGGGCUAGAAUGGAUCGUGAGAUGACAGAUGAAACUUGCUUUUGUUGACAUUUUUCCUAAUUUGUUGUAGAUAAAAUGUACAGCAGUAGACAGUUGGAGCUUUGAGAGAGCAAACCAUCACCUGCUAUAA